Messenger RNA from Trichophyton rubrum CBS 118892, 852 nucleotides. RefSeq lists its product as uncharacterized. The transcript has a single exon. Gene Ontology annotation, biological process: peroxisome organization. The coding region runs from base 1 to 852 and encodes 283 amino acids. The record is from RefSeq and is a predicted model, not a curated record. Gene Ontology annotation, cellular component: peroxisomal membrane. Lineage: Eukaryota; Fungi; Ascomycota; Eurotiomycetes; Onygenales; Arthrodermataceae.
AUGGUCAAGUAUACUGAACUAUUAUGGGAAAUGGCAGCACGCAGGAAAGGCGAGAAACUUCGGUGGCGCGUCAUUGUUUUUAUAGAAGCUGUGAAGGCUUUCUGUAGGUUAAUAUUGUUGCGCUUAACGAACUCUAGGCCUAUUGUCAGCCCACCACUUCCAGAACGAGAGGUUGAUCCAAGACAAUCGGACGGGGAUGAUAAUGGUGAUUUUAAUGGCAUGGAAACACCACCAAGUGAACCAUCUGAAGCUAUUGAUUCAAGCUGGUCAAUGCCUCGAACAGGAAUGUCGCUACCAAACCUGCCGGACGCAAAUGAUAUCUCGACAUAUCUUACCUCUAAAGUUUUAACAGCAGAUGAUGUUCGGUCUCCACAAACAUUGUUGCACCGGGUUUCUGGAGCAGGUCAGCUGGCAGAGGUUCUAUAUAUUCUCCGGCCGUUGAUUUAUGUGAUCGCACUCCAGCGAUAUAGAGCGAAGAAGAAGAGCUGGACUCCUUGGCUUAUUGGUUUUGGACUGGAAUUUACUUGCCGUCAGCUUGCCAAAAAAGAAUUCCGUGAUAGGAUAGCAGGAGGCCUUCGUGGCUUAUCCAAACUGGAGAGAGAAGAACUCAGUAAGAGAGGUUGGAGCAUGGGGUGGUGGAUUAUGAGGGCUGCUUUCUACGAAAACAUCACGAAGUACGUAUCUACCUACUAUUAUCCUGAGCGGACUGCAACUAAUACUUGUGAAAGAUCAUGGAUAAAGUCCAUUACAAACUCCUUACGCGAUAAGCCCCUACUUGGCCUUGUAGGGAGUGUUGUCGAAGACUAUGAGUAUCUUUGGGACAACUACUAUUUCUCCACGGCUACAAUGUAA